AUGUUACACUCGCUUUAUUACUUAAUUCUUUCAUUUGUUAUACCAAUCUUGGUUAUUGGGCUGUCAAACAGCACAGCCGAGUUUCAAUACAAAGGAGUGAGUAUUGGUGGAUGGUUAGUACUCGAGCCUUAUAUCACCCCGUCACUUUUCAAUCACUCACUUUCAGAUAAUGACACGGAAACGGAUCUUCCUGUCGAUGAGUACCACUACUGCAAAAAGUUGGGGCAGGAUAAAGCGUCCAAACGAUUAGAACAUCAUUGGAGUACAUUCUACAACGAGCUGGAUUUCAAGGAAAUACACGACCACGGUUUGAAUAUGGUAAGGAUUCCUAUCGGGUAUUGGUCUUUUAAAAAGUUGGACGGUGAUCCAUAUGUUUCUGGAGCACAGGAGUAUCUCGAUAAGGCAAUCGAAUGGUGCUCAAAGUAUGAUUUGAAGGUGUUGAUUGAUUUACAUGGUGCCCCCAAUACUCAAAAUGGAUUUGACAAUUCGGGAUUGAGAAAUAUCGGGUAUCCCGGGUGGCAGAAUAAAACAGAAUAUGUCAACCAUACCACUGAGGUGUUGCGACAGAUGUACGAAAAGUACGGAAGUGGUGAUUAUGCAACUAAUUACAACAAUACUAUAUUAGGAAUUGAAGUGUUGAACGAACCCCUUGGUCCAAAGUUGAACAUGACCGAUUUGAAAAAGUUCUAUGUUGACUCCUAUAACGAUGCAAGAGAUAUUCAAACGGUCAAAAAUUCAAUCUUGUUUCACGAUGCGUUUCAAAACAUAGGGUACUGGGAUGAUUUUUUCUCCAACGGACAUAUAAAGUAUCAUAAUCGCACUUUGAACGAUUCGGCCAAGUUUGAGGAUAUUGUGCUUGAUCAUCACCACUACGAAGUCUUUGGAAAUGUUGUGGCUGACAAUGUCACGCAACAUUUGGAAAACAUUGAAAACUACGCAGCUUCAAUAGGUAAAGAGAAACAUCCAGCAAUUGUUGGCGAAUGGUCAGCGGCGUUGACUGAUUGUGCACCGUGGCUUAAUGGUAUUGGCUUGGGAUCUAGAUAUGAAGGCACGUCACCUUACGACAAUAAAGCAGCGGGUAAGUGCUCAGACGUCACUCGGGGCCCAUCCAAGUGGUCAACUGAGCAAAAGAAAGAUUAUCGCAGAUUUGUUGAGAUGCAGCUCUAUCAGUAUGGUGCUCAUACCAAUGGAUGGAUAUUUUGGUGCUGGAAAACAGAAGGACAAGCUACCGAGUGGGAUUUUAAGGAAUUGGCUAAAUUAAAAAUCAUUCCGCAACCAUUGGAUGACUACAAGUAUAUCAAAAAUGGGAAGGAUACAAGUGGCGGAAGCAAGGUUGCCGUUGGUGGUUUAUUGCUAAAGACCGUAAUUGCAGUAGUUGCAUGGUUUAUUUUAUAG
This is a messenger RNA of Lodderomyces theae, 1395 nucleotides long. It is a transcript of the gene EXG2, whose product is annotated as glucan exo-1,3-beta-glucosidase. Gene Ontology annotation, molecular function: glucan exo-1,3-beta-glucosidase activity. NCBI's taxonomy places the organism in Eukaryota, Fungi, Ascomycota, Pichiomycetes, Serinales, Debaryomycetaceae. Gene Ontology annotation, cellular component: extracellular region; cell surface. The transcript has a single exon. The record is from RefSeq and is a predicted model, not a curated record. Gene Ontology annotation, biological process: glucan catabolic process. Bases 1 to 1395 code for a protein of 464 amino acids.